AAAAAGACCAUGCAGGCCUGGGUACUGCGUACAAGGCAAAUGUUACUAGCUGAGACAGGAAAAGAGCAGCUGUGCACCAUUCUUGGACACAAAGUCCUCAAGAGUCACGAGGUUAAUGCACGAUCUAUUUUUUCCAUGCCUGGUUUUGCUGACUACACGCUCAGUCAACGAUAAUAAUCAGAAUAAAAGUCUUCUCGUAGAGUUAGACCUGUUUUAUGCUAAUCUAUGGCAAGGAAAAGCAAGUCAAAUGUGUCAGAGUUGUAUUUAGAAGAAAACAAGGAUCAGAUAUAUGAAAAUGCUCUUGCUGAGAUCCAGUCCUUUGAGCUGCCUCUUGGUACCACGCUAAGAUCUGUAUAUGAUGACCAACCAAAUGCCCACCAGAGGUUUAUGGAAAAACUAGAUGCCUGCAUACGUAACCAUGACAGGGAGAUAGAAAAGAUGUGCAAUUUUCACCAUCAGGGCUUUGUGGAUGCUAUUACGGAACUUCUUAAGGUUAGGGCUAAUGCAGAAAAGCUAAAGGUCCAAGUUACUGAUACCAACCGAAGGCUUCAGGAUUCGGGAAAAGAGGUGAUAGCCCAAACAGAGGAGAUUAUCCGAUGCAGAGUCCAGCAGCGGAAUAUUACAACAGUCGUUGAAAAACUACAGCUGUGCCUUCCAGUGCUGGAAAUGUACAGUAAACUAAAAGAACAGAUGAAUGUAAAAAGAUAUUAUUCUGCUUUAAAAACAAUGGAACAGCUAGAAAAUCUGUAUCUUCCUAGAGUUAGCCAAUACCGUUUUUGCCAGAUAAUGAUAGAAAAUCUUCCAAAACUGCGUGAAGAAAUAAAAGAAAUUUCCAUGUCAGAUCUCAAGGAUUUCUUAGAGAGCAUUCGAAAGCAUUCUGAUAAAAUUGGUGAAACUGCAAUGAAGCAGGCGCAGCAGCAGAAAACCUUUAGUACCACUCUUCAGAAGCAGAAUAAUGUAAAUUAUGGUCGGAAUACGCAUUUAGGUAAAAACAGAGUUUGGCAAUCAAAGAAUGAAAUUACACUGAAGAGGACAUUUGAGGAAGAAGAUGAGCAUGAGGAAGAGGUUUUAACUGUUCAAGAUCUUGUAGACUUUUCUCCUGUCUAUAGGUGUUUGCACAUCUACUCAGUUUUGGGUGAUGGAGAAAUAUUUGAAACUUACUACAGAAAGCAAAGAAGGAAACAAGCAAGAUUAGUUCUGCAGCCGCAAUCAAGCAUGCAUGAAACAGUAGAAGGCUAUAGAAGAUACUUCAGUCAAAUUGUAGGUUUCUUUGUAGUGGAAGACCACAUCUUACAUGUGACCCAAGGAUUGGUAACUAGAACAUAUACUGAUGAAUUGUGGAACAUGGCCCUUUCAAAGAUCAUUGCUGUCCUUAGAACCCAUUCAUCAUAUUGCAGUGAUCCUGACCUUGUUUUGGAACUGAAGAAUCUCAUUGUAGUGUUUGCUGAUACUUUACAGGGUUAUGGUUUUCCUGUCAAUCGAUUAUUUGAUCUUUUAUUUGAGAUAAGAGACCAGUACAAUGAAACAUUGCUCAAAAAGUGGUCUGGAUUGUUCAGGUUAGUGUUUCAAAAUAAUU
Molecule: messenger RNA, 1576 nt
Organism: Tinamus guttatus (white-throated tinamou)
Lineage: Eukaryota; Metazoa; Chordata; Aves; Tinamiformes; Tinamidae
Source: RefSeq, a predicted model, not a curated record